AUGACCCAAAUAGCGGCCUUGGAGACGCAACAUAAAGACACCCUAGACGACGACGCAUACAGACGCCUGACGGCGGUCAGGGCGAAACUACAAUUAUGCCUCACGGCCAAGAUCCAAUUCCAAUUUCGGCUAGCCCAGAAAGCGUUCUAUGAACACGCUAAUAAAUGUAGCAAAAUGCUAGCUAGAGCCCUACGCGCCAAAUGA
Messenger RNA from Pelobates cultripes (western spadefoot toad), 204 nucleotides. NCBI's taxonomy places the organism in Eukaryota, Metazoa, Chordata, Amphibia, Anura, Pelobatidae. The record is from the annotation of a GenBank genome assembly.